GACAUGAACUGUAAAAACUUGGCAGGAUCAUGAAUUAAGGUCGUGUUUGAUCUGUCUGGUCUUUGACACAUCUUACCCAACAACAAAUGUUGCGUGAUUUUAGCCACGGAUCUUUUGGCAGGAUUAAUGUGAUACAUUUCAGAUCCAACGUGAUCCCUUCGUGCUCCUUAUACUUGCAAAUGAACUCACAUUUAGAGGAUUUAUCAAUGACCCCGGAUGGAUAACCUGAACUUUCCUGUUUGGUCUUGAGGAACAUUUUAAUAUAUUUCGUAAAAAGCUCAUCAGACCUUUUAGGAAAGUGCCACACUUCAAACACUUUUAGAAUUUUGUAACCUUUUUUGACAGCUUUCUCUAUUUCAACAGAAGCCCAUCUUCUGACUAUAUUUCCUGUUUAAGACCUUGACAUAACAAGUUCUUAAACUCUAGCUGCACUUGCAUCCGUCUUCAAAUCGUGACAUCGUCUCAGGGAGUUUUUCCUCACCACCGGCAUCUCUGGCUUGCUCAUGGUCUGAAGAUGGUGCUCUUCAGUGCACUGUUCUCUAAACUGUUGCUGCUGCACAUCGGGCUGCAUCUGACUGCUGGAGACAUGGAAGAACUGAGUAAACAGAGACCACCAGGUAUUUCUCUAAUGUCACCAUGUCCACCAGGUCCAUCAUGUCCGGUCCAUCAUGUCCGGUAUGUCCACCAGGUCCACAAGGACCACCAGGUAUAUCAGGUCGACCAGGUCCAGCAGGACUACCAGGUUUUCCAGGACCAUCAGGUCAACCGGGUGCACCAGGUCAAAAUGACUGUCUGCAGGAGGAAAUCAGGAAUCUUAGAACAAGACUGUCCUUGUUGGAGAAAGCCACAAGUUUCCAGACAUUCAUUAAUGUUGGGCAGAAAUACUAUGUGACCGAAGGACAUGCAAAGAACUUCGAGGAUGGCUUGGGAUUGUGCCAGAAUUCUGGAGGAACUCUUGCCUUACCCAGGAAUGAGGAAGAAAACCAAGUACUGUCUAAACUACUCGCGAUUGUGAAAUCGGAAUAUCUGUUUCUAGGAACGGGUGACCGUAAAAUGGAAAGUGUCUUCAUAGAUACAGAGGGGAAAACUUUAAAUUUCUUUAAAUGGGAUAAAGGGGAACCAAACAAUUCUGGAGGGGAAGAAGACUGUGUUGUAAUGGGCACCGGUGGAGUCUGGAUUGACAUACCAUGUGAAAACCAAAAGCUCAUAGUUUGUGAGCUAACUUAGUCACAUGCUAUUGCAAAUACUGUAUCUGAAAGACCAAAACCGCAUUUAAGAAGUCUAGUUAAAAGGAAUUGUAAUUGUUAUGAUAAUGCGAUAAUGCUGUUAAUGCUGUGUUUAUGACUCAGGGUCUGAUUUACUGACCUUUUUUGAAGCAAUAUUAAAAAUCUUUCAAUUUU
Ictalurus punctatus (channel catfish) is the source of this 1400-nucleotide messenger RNA. Its product is annotated as mannose-binding protein C. The transcript is spliced from 8 exons. The record is from RefSeq and is a predicted model, not a curated record. Lineage: Eukaryota; Metazoa; Chordata; Actinopteri; Siluriformes; Ictaluridae. Gene Ontology annotation, cellular component: rough endoplasmic reticulum; multivesicular body. Bases 637 to 1227 code for a protein of 196 amino acids.